ACGCAAUAUGGAGUCACUGAGCGAGGAGAUCUGGGACGUGGUCAUCGUGGGGACCAGCAUCCCUCAGUCACUUUUGGCAUUCGUGCCUGGCUAGGUCACUUUCGCGCUCAGGCAAGAAAGUCCUGCACAUCGACCGUCACACCUAUUACGGAGGUAAUGACGCCGCAUUCAGUCUCCAAGAUGCGGAAGAGUGGCUGAGAGACCUGGAAACAUGUGAACACGGUGUGCGAACAUGAAUAAGUAAGCUAGCUGACCUUGUAAAGGCCCAAAUUCUGCGUUCAAAGCAGCUUCUAUCUCAAGACCGCAGCCUGAAGAAGAGAACUCACCUACCUCCUCCCUCGGACCGUCGCGCUCAUACACCUUGAGUCUAAACCCUCAAAUCAUCUACGCGCAGUCGAAAUUUCUUCCAAGUCUUGUCUCUUCCCGCAUACACGCCCAACUAGAAUUUUUAGCUGUUGGCUCGUGGUGGGUGCAGCGUGAUGGCUCUUUGCACAAGAUUCCAAGCAUGCGUGAGGAUGUCUUCAACGAUGAGUCCCUUUCUAUGAAGGAUAAACGUGGCUUGAUGAAAUUUUUACGCUAUGUGCUGCAAGAGGAGGGUGAAUCAGCUACUGAUCCAGAGGAUGAUGGCUCGAUGUCUCUUCAAGCUGCUCUUGACACCAAGUUCAAAGUCCCCGCAUCUCUGCAAGCACCGUUACUGGCGCUUGCACUUUCACCAAUGCCCGCAAGCUCGAUACCAUUCGGCAAAGCACUGGCCAGGAUACGACGACACAUGCGAUCUAUGGGCUACUUUGGGCCAGGCUUUGGUGCUGUCAUUGCGAAGUAUGGCGGGAAUUCGGAAAUUUCACAGGUCGCCUGUAGAGCCGCCGCUGUCGGAGGCGGAGUGUAUCUCUUGGGCCAAGAGCUGAGCUCGUUGGGCGCAGUGGAUUCAGAUGUUGCAGCCACGAUGGGCAGUGAAGGUUCAGUGCUUGAGGGCACCCUUGCUAAUGGGACGAAAAUCAAGACUCGAUUCAUCGCUGGUUUUCCAAACGAAAUUCCUUCUCUGGAGAGCAUUCAUGGAACAGGAAGCCCAUCUGAUAAAACUUGGCGAUCAAUCAACAUUGUCAACGAAUCUCUACAAAUCCUCUUUCCUCAGACAUCCGACAACGGCCCGGUGCCUGCUGCUGCAAUAGUGGUGGUAGACGACGGUGAAAUGAGCUUGGACAGGUGUCCAGUCUACUUACAAGUUCAUUCGGACGAUGCAGGGGAAUGUCCGCCUGGCCAAUGUGUUAUCUACGCAUCCGUUCGCGUCCAGGAGAAUGACGAGUCGUCAAACCAACGACUACGAGCCGCUGUGCAGUCUUUUCUUGACGCACAAGGCGCAUCAACGUCACUCCUAUGGUCGUUGUCGUAUAUGGUCUCUGGCCUGGCCGAAGAUCCGCAUUCCGCCUAUUCACUAUCCAAACCUUCACCAUCGGUCUUGGUCUUUCCCUCCGAAUCUCAUGACCUUUCGUUUUCUGACAGCGUCCUUGAUGUCGUCAAAGCCGCUUGGAGAUCGAUAAUUGGAGCAGAUGCUGACGAAACCUCAUUCUUGCGGUUUGAAGAGCGCGAGUACGAAGUUGACGACUAGGCAUGCUGAUAUUGCUCUGUCCGAUUCGUUAGACGACAUUGUCAUCCGGGCGGAAAAAUCAGUGGCUUCCCCGGCACGUGACUAUUCGCACUUCACCAUCAACCUCUCUCGGCCGUCCACUCUACCGCUGGUCCGAGGACCAAGAUGAAUCGCACUCUCGCAAGGUUACUAUUGCGUUCUCAAACAGAAGCAAGGAUUAUAUUGGACAAGACGUAUACCUCGCUGGGACUGACACCAGUCUUUGUCCAGUGUCUGGCCUGGCGUUGAAGUCUGUGGACAUGAGGCUCCCAGGAAUCAUUACGCUUGGCGUUGGCAUCUUGCAUGCACUUGCUGUAGCAUUCAUUCUCCUACUAAUUCAACUGCACCGCUUGUUGAAAUCAUGACUCCGGCUAUGCAGCAACCUCUACGCUAACAAGACGGUGGUCUACCAUUCACCACUCGACGAUGAACAGUCAUUCGACCUCUCGAGUUGCGUCAUAUCUUGGCCGCUUCACAAGAGAUUCUAAUCACUUCGUUCCGUCACGUGCCCUUUUCCGAGGCCGAUGUUUUUGCGAUCCUUGGGAUGGAUUGUCGCGCCGAUUGCGGGUCAGCGGGAGGAAAGUGCAGGCCGGAGCUGGACGACGCGCGUGCUGUCAAUGAUGCCCGAUCUUUUCAUUCUCUAAUUACCAGCAGGCCUCUGGACGAAGAGUGAUAAGACGUUCUGAACCCAGCACACAUCUUCGAGUACACGAGUCAUUUAAGGUGGGUUACAGUCAUACGAGAUAUUUGUGCGCAUCUCCUUGCCGCCUGAUGGGUUGAGCGUCUAUAUACCUUAUCAUGUCAAGCCUGUACGUGCAAGCUCGUACUUCUUAUGCUCCGGGAGACAUGAUCUCGGUCAUCAAAGGACUAAUGUGGUACUGUCGUGAAAGAUGAUUGCUCCUGGCCAGACUUGCCACUUCCGGUGUCCACAGGAUCCACGGUUCCUGAGAAUUAUCAUAUGC
This is a messenger RNA of Exophiala xenobiotica, 2586 nucleotides long. RefSeq lists its product as hypothetical. The transcript is spliced from 3 exons. NCBI's taxonomy places the organism in Eukaryota, Fungi, Ascomycota, Eurotiomycetes, Chaetothyriales, Herpotrichiellaceae. The coding region runs from base 506 to 1606 and encodes 366 amino acids. The record is from RefSeq and is a predicted model, not a curated record. Gene Ontology annotation, cellular component: cytoplasm; cytosol; nucleus. Gene Ontology annotation, molecular function: GDP-dissociation inhibitor activity. Gene Ontology annotation, biological process: protein geranylgeranylation; small GTPase-mediated signal transduction; vesicle-mediated transport.